Messenger RNA from Agrilus planipennis (emerald ash borer), 1518 nucleotides. Its product is annotated as tRNA (guanine(37)-N1)-methyltransferase. Gene Ontology annotation, biological process: tRNA N1-guanine methylation; mitochondrial tRNA methylation. Bases 2 to 1483 code for a protein of 493 amino acids. The transcript has 3 exons. The record is from RefSeq and is a predicted model, not a curated record. Gene Ontology annotation, cellular component: cytoplasm; mitochondrial matrix. NCBI's taxonomy places the organism in Eukaryota, Metazoa, Arthropoda, Insecta, Coleoptera, Buprestidae.
UAUGAUCUCAAAUAACCUCAAAAAAAGUUUGAAUUUUAAGAACAUUUUUCGUAUGUUUAAUAGUAUAAGAAAUGUAUUUUUUUCGUGUGCGGUAGGAAGUGCAAUAAAAAAGUUAAUUCAGAAAGAGUUGUACCAUAAAAAUAUGUCCAAAUUUUCGAAUUUGAACCCCCCAGACCACGUACGUGGCAUGACUAUUUUAGACAAGUCCAAGUUUAACAAGAUGAUAAACGUUCCUGUUAUUAAAAUAAGAGGUUUGAAAGUGUCGGAUGUGCUACCGUUUUUAAAAAAUUAUCUACUGAAACUUGAAAAGUUUCAGCCUGUUACUACAACAAAUAAUUCCGAAGUGCACGUUUUACUUAACCCCGAAAUCAUCAAAGGAUGGUUAGAUAUUUUAUUAGAAGAUCGCGAGUCUUUAGAGUUAAUAAACGUCAAAGAAGAGAAUUUAGAUUUCCAUAUGUUCACUUUAACGUAUGAAAAUUUCUCGGCAAAUACAAUUUUAAAAGCAGUUUUACCUGUGGAUAAAGAGGGUCUUAGUAGUUUCUCUAAAAUCGGACAUAUCGUUCAUAUAAACCUUCGGGAGCAUCUUCUCCCCUACAAGUCCUUUAUCGGGCAAGUGUUAUAUGACAAAGUACCAAACAUGGAAGUUUUAUGCGGUUACAACGAAAUGAUGGUAAAAGUUAAAGAAAACAAGUGCUUUUUUGAGUUUGAUUUUUCGUUCGUCUAUUGGAAUCCUCGUCUGUGUACCGAACACGAAAGAAUCAUAAAUUUAUUACACGAAAACGACGUUUUGUUUGAUAUAUUUGCAGGUGUAGGUCCCUUUGCUAUUCCUGCUGCUAAGAAGAAAUGCAUAGUUUAUGCCAAUGAUUUGAAUCCGGAGUCGUACAAAUGGCUCAAUCAUAAUGCUUCUCUUAACAAAAUUCGAAGUAAAAACUUGCAGACAUUUUCAAAAGACGGUCGGGACUUUAUUUUGACCGAUUUAAAAACUAAUCUUAAAAAAUAUAUCGUAAAAAACGAAACUAAUAAAGACGAGACAUGUUCUGUUCAUAUAACUAUGAAUUUACCGGCAUUAGCUGUCCAAUUUGUUAAAAACUUUUAUGGCCUCUACACUCCCGAGGAAUUAAAUAAACUAGCAACAGUUCCGAUGGUUCAUGUGUAUUGUUUUACGAAAGGGGAAAAUCCGCAUCAAAUUGCACGUUCUAUCCUUCAAAACAGUAUGGACUGUGAUAUUUCUGAUUGCAUAGUUGAUGUUUUUAAAGUGCGCACAGUUAGUUCAAUGAAGGAAAUGAUGCGGGUUUCUUUUAGGAUUGAGAGAGAUAUUUUAACCGGUCAGAGACCACGUUUAAUCAAAAGGAGAAUUGACAACAUCACUUUGAUAACUCCAGAGGUUCCAGUAAAAAAAGUUGCAGUGUGUCAUGAAGAAGAAAUAGAAGCAAAAGAAUACAGUUUGCAGUGUCCUGAAAAAAAACAACAAACACAAAAUUAAAAAUCUCAUGAAGUUAAAUACAACGUUUUAAAAAA